UUUCACGGCUGCGUGAGCCAGGAGAUGAUCUCGUCUUGAUAUAGCACACUCCAUGCACGGGUGCCGUGGCUGCGAAGAGCUUCGCUUCUCAGAAGACGGUAUCGGAUGUCGACACGAGCUUACACGUACGGAGAGCACAAUGUGCCUUGUCCAAAAACAAAGGCAGUCUAGAGCCAUGGUUCUGACGAUAUAAAUCUCUUCAUUGGCGAUGGCAUGGCCUGGGCUACCGAAUCACCACAGACGCGCUGGAAGAGAUCAUGGAUUCCAUGUGGACCAACCUGCUUAGACAAGAUGAGCGAUGCUGCCUCGCCAUCUGCCUGGCGGUCAAUUGCCCUGACAACGGGCUGACCGACGACACGUGGUACCCGCCGCUGAACAGAGUCAAAGAAGAUAUGAACAGCACCGCGGGAGAUCGGUUCAUCGCCUACAUCAUAAGCUGCCUGUGUGGGCCACUACAAGGCAAAGAGUUCGUCGUCAAGGUCGCCGCGCUUCUAGCGUGCCUGAAAGUCCGCGAAGCGCCCGAGGAACGUGACGACGGCCCGUCGGACAACAGGACCAACUUGUUAUUUGAGUUUGACAAGACACUGAACUUUGACUUUGGAAACAUGCUCAUCACCAUCAAAGUGCUCGAACAGGUUUUGAUGUUCUCCGCGCGGAUUUGGGAAAUCCAUGCGCCGGAAGACACCGUUCACCCCGGGACAUUGCCAGCAACUUUCGAUCUCUGCGAUGAUUCGGUGUCGAGAAAGAUGCUAUAUAUGUACUGCUGCGUACGAAUCUUGUUUCCCGACACUCACGAGGCGACCAUGCACCGAACACGGGCCGUCUUCCAGAUGAGCUCUGCAGAUGCGGCCGAGCUGUUUCUCGAUACGCUCAGCGACGACGAGUUGGGGGCAGGGGACGAGGACCUGUUUGACGGCGAGGGCAACGAGUCUUACCGUUCUGACAUGUCUGACGUUGAAUCUGGCGAAGACUCAGACCUGUCGGAAGGAGGAAGGUUAGACGACGAUUGUGAUGAUUCAGACGUCUCAGAUGAAAGCUAUGGGCCUGGCGCAGAAGAAGACGAUAGCGAUAUAGAGUAGUUGCUGAGUUCGUUACGCAUGGGGGUGUG
Colletotrichum acutatum is the source of this 1108-nucleotide messenger RNA. RefSeq lists its product as uncharacterized. NCBI's taxonomy places the organism in Eukaryota, Fungi, Ascomycota, Sordariomycetes, Glomerellales, Glomerellaceae. The record is from RefSeq and is a predicted model, not a curated record. The transcript is spliced from 3 exons. The coding region runs from base 258 to 1079 and encodes 273 amino acids.